UUCUCUUCCCGGCCGGAAACCGCGCCCCAGUCUCUUGCAAAAUGGCUGCAGAGGAGGUGUGCUCCGGUGGUACUGCUGCUUUUGUGACAGAGCCAGAGUUUGCCCAGCUGUUCAGGAAACUUUUGCAGAAGGAGGAGAUCCUGGAUAGGCGUUACCGUGUGCAGAAGCUUCCGGAUGGGACCAUGGCAUUGCCGGUGCUGGGCCAAGGCCUCAAGGAGCAGCAGCUACAAGAGCUGAAGGAAAAGAUCCCACCGGGAAAAACCUGCUCUCUGUCCUGGAUCCAAAAUCCCAUUCUCUCAAAAGCAGCCAAGGUCCAGUCCCCUGUCCAGAAACUGCGUGAUGAAUUGCAGCGCUUCGUAUCCACCUCUGGAGCCACUUGGUCAGAAGAGAUGGAGAGAGAUCUGCCCUCCUCCUGGCAGCGUCAUGGAGAAUUAGUUCUAUUGAGCGAAAACAGCUUUAAAGCAACACUAUGGGGAGAGCUAGGGCAGGAGCUCUGGGAAGUGGUUGCUGGUGCUCUUGGGGCUCGGCGUUUGGCAAAGCGUGGACCUGUGCGGUCCGAUGUGUUUCGAUCUCCAACAGUGACCUUGUUGCUGGGGAAGGAUGGCUGGGUUGAACAUGUGGACAAUGGAAUCAGGUACAUGUUUGAUGUGACUCAGUGCAUGCUAUCUCCAGGAAAUAUUACCGAGAAGCUAAGGAUUGCCUCUUUACAGUGUGCUGGAGAAGUAGUGGUGGAUCUCUAUGCUGGGAUUGGCUAUUUCACCUUGCCCUACCUGGUUCACGCUGGUGCUGCUUUUGUCCAUGCCUGUGAAUGGAACCCUUAUGCUGUGGAAGCUCUGAAGAAGAACUUGGAACUGAAUGGUGUACAAGAUAAAUGUCAUGUUCACCCGGGAGACAACAGGAAGCUCCAACUGAGGAACGUGGCUGACAGGGUGAAUCUGGGGCUGAUCCCCACAUCGGAGGCCGGCUGGCCAAUUGCCUGCCAGCUUUUGCGAAAGGACGUGGGAGGCAUUCUUCAUAUCCACCAGAAUGUGGAAUCUUUCCCAACAAAGGCCCUUGAACUGCCCCACAAACUGAUGCUGGAUCAUUCUGAUGAACAACUUUUGACAGAAGAAGGCAAAAUGGGUCGGGGAGACCACAGUAUUCUGCACGAUGCUGAAAGGAGGUCUCCAGCUUCGGUAGCCAAGUUUGAAUGGCAGAGGUGGGCAGAGCAUACAGCCGUCCAGAUCAGGGAUUUGCUACAGGAAUUGGAUAACAAGGACUGGAAGACAAAAAUCCUCCACAUUGAACAAGUCAAAUCUUACGCUCCUCAUGUGCAGCAUCUAGUUUUGGAUCUGGAGUGCCGACCUUUUGCUUAAUAUGUGGACUUGGAAGCAUAGCUCCGGAACAGCAUUUUCCUGUUAUGGCAGCCAACUUAAGAUGGAUCCACACUGCCCUAUAAUCCAGUUUCAGAAAGUGGAUUAACUGCCUUGAUCUGGAUUAUUGAACAGUUUAGACUCAUAUCGUCCAGUUCAAUGCAGUUAAUCCACAUUCUGAAACUGGAUUAUAAGGCAAUGUAGAUCCAGCUGGAGAAUCAUGGGGAAAAGGGGUUGUGGGUGCAGGUUCAAGACCCUUGUCAAACUGGGAUCCUCUGCACUGUUUACCGUUUGGGAUCUCAGUCCCCUGAUAGUGUCUCCUAAUUAAUUUCAAGAAUAAAUCUACAACUCUUGAUGAUGCCUCAUCAGAACUAGGACAUAGAAGUACCUUUUGGACAUUGUUUUCAAAAAAUAAUAU
Messenger RNA from Anolis carolinensis (green anole), 1770 nucleotides. RefSeq names its product tRNA methyltransferase 12 homolog (gene tyw2). Gene Ontology annotation, molecular function: tRNA methyltransferase activity. The transcript has 7 exons. NCBI's taxonomy places the organism in Eukaryota, Metazoa, Chordata, Lepidosauria, Squamata, Anolidae. The record is from RefSeq and is a predicted model, not a curated record. The coding region runs from base 42 to 1355 and encodes 437 amino acids. Gene Ontology annotation, biological process: wybutosine biosynthetic process; tRNA methylation. Gene Ontology annotation, cellular component: cytoplasm.